Messenger RNA from Chrysemys picta bellii (western painted turtle), 2461 nucleotides. Lineage: Eukaryota; Metazoa; Chordata; Testudines; Emydidae. The record is from RefSeq and is a predicted model, not a curated record.
UUCAGGCAGCUCCCAGUGCAGCAUGUCGUUCACCCUUCACCUGCCCCGCAGACUUUGCCUGCAGUCUCUAUAAAAGGUAAAGGCUGUGUGAGUCACUGCCCCCUCCCGCUCCUGCCCUCUCUCUCUCCCUCUCACGCAGACACAGUUCAGCUCCGGCCGCCCAGCACAGCUCCUGCUGCUCUGGCAGCCAGAGGCAGGCUCUGCAGUGGAGAAGUGGGGCCGUCCCACUGAACUGGCCCUUGUUGGAGGAUGAGCUGCACCAGGCUGGGUCUCUCUCUCCUGCUGCUGGCUGCCCUGGGCUGGACGGAGGAUGAGCAUGGCUCAGAGGACUCUUCUCACCCCAAAAAGAAAGGCUGCUGGAGAGGGCAUGUCGGCUGCCGAGAGCGCUGCUGGAGGAAUGCCCCUGCACAGACAGUGCUACAGUUCCUGCCUCCAGUCCCCCAGCCCAAAUCCUGGAUCCGCUUCCUGUCUCUCAGCACCUGCUGGACCCAGCGCACACAGCCAGGGCACCCAUCCCAGCACCAGCUAAGCCCCUGGGGGCUCCCACCAAAAGUUCAGUCAGUGGAGAUGGAAUUUCUCCCAGCUUCACCUUGACAAGAGGACAUGACCCACAAAUGGUCCUGGCCACGGUCACUGGAGCUAUGCAGAUAAGGACGAGUGGCCGCUGGAGUUCCCAGACUGCGGUGGGCAGAUGCAGUCUCCCAUCAAUAUUGACACCAAUUCCACAAUCUUCAGCCAUGAGCUGCAGCCUGUUGUGCUGGCGGGUUACAACCUGGACCCCAGUGAGCGUCUCAGCCUAAUGAACAACGGACACACAGUUGUCCUUCGGCUGCCUGGCUCUCUGACUAUUGCCAGCGGCUACCCGCAGGAGUACAGAGCUAUGCAGCUGCACCUGCACUGGGGCUCCCCGGAAGGGCCUGGCUCAGAACACACCGUGGACGGACGCCGCUAUGAUGGGGAGAUCCAUGUGGUUUAUUACAACCCCAGCUCUGGCAGCAUCAAAGAGGCAAUGAGGCAACCCGGUGGCCUGGCAGUGCUGGCAGCUUUCCUGCAGGUUGGGCCGGAGGACAACGUGCACUAUCAGCCUCUGCUUGAGCAGCUGCAUAAGGUCCAAGAGGAAGGCACGGAAAGGACUGUGGCUGGAUUCAAUAUUGAAGGGUUGCUGCCCACCAACCUAAGCCGCUAUUACCGCUACAGCGGCUCUCUGACCACCCCUCCCUGCUACCAGACGGUGAACUGGACUGUCUUCAACCAGACGGUGCUGCUGUCCAAGGAGCAGAUCUCGCUGCUGGAGACCACGCUGCAGGGAGACGAUGACAAAGAUCUGCAGAACAACUUCCGGCUAACCCAGAGCCUGCACGGACGGAAAGUCCUAGCGAAUUUCCAGGCAUCCCUCAGCCCGAGACGGGUCCCGCUACCUGACGACGGCGUUCCCCCUGUGACGCCCGCCCCUGACGGUGCCACAGAGAGAAGCACGGCCGAAGCCCCCGGAUCAGAUGGCAGCGAUGCCCCUGUGACUCCUGCCCUUGAAGAUACUGCAGGGGGAAGCACCGACAAAGCGCCUGAAGAAGGUGCUGGCUGCCCACCAUGCGCAGAUUCAGAAAAACAGCUGGGCUUCGCCCUGCAGACAGGUGAGUGCUCCCUGCUGGGUGGCCCUGGCCUCUCCCCCCAUUCCCUGCCCCGGGGCCACCCAGCUUCUGCUACCUCGACCUCCUGCCCCAGGCCACACAGCCUCCCCAGCCUGGGGCCACCCAGCUUCUGCUACCUCGACCUCCUGCCCCAGGCCACAGAGCCUCCCCAGCCUGGGGCUAUCCAGCUUCGCUCAACUCCAGCCGUUGCCCUGGCGCUCCUGGCCUGUCCCUGCUCCUGUCCUGUGGCACCCCAGCCCUGCUCAGGGCCGCUAGCUUCCUCCUCCUCCCCCCCGGGAGCAUCNCUUGGCUUGUCCCACUCUCCCAGGACUAGAGCUCUCCCUCCCCGUCUGUGUCUAGGGCCUCACCCCCCCUUGCUCUCCUGUGUCUGCAGCGGAGGUGCUGGCCGGUCUCUUCGGGGUUCUCUUCGCAGUCACGGCUCUGGCCUUCCUCAUCUACAUCUACAAGCAGCAGAGCCAGAAUAGGAGGCCGGACUCUCACCCCAAGCCCAAUGUCAUCUACACAGCAGCCACCACAGAUGAGAACGCGGCGUAGGCGCUGCCCCUGCUGCCCUGCGAGGGCCUCUGGCACAUGGAAUGGAGACCAGCACACGCCUCCUGGGGCUCACCCAGCCAGACCCUGCCCCCUGCGGCCAGCCCAGCACGCCCUUCCCCCCUACCGGGGGGCCAGAGCAGCAGGGGCCCCUCAGCUGGGGCCUUCGCUCCUUGAGGCCUGGUUACCUGCACUGAGGCUCAGCAGAGACUGAGGGGGGAAACUCCCCCCCUUUCACAGAUACUUUUUUUAAAAACACAAUAAAAUAAAUGAAAUAAAAA